AUGGGUGCGAAAUUCGAUGAAAUAUCAGAAUCUGAAAUUCCAUUCCCUCAUAGAAAAGGGAAUUUGUACAAUAUUCAGUACUUGAACUACUGGAGCGAUAACAGUGAGAGUAUAUCAAGCCAGAAGAUAGGAUGUCUGAGGAAACUUUACAAGGAAAUGGAGCCAUAUGUUGCAAACUCUCCAAGAAGUGCUUAUCUGAACUACAGGGACCUUGAUUUUGGGACAAAUUCAGAGGACUACAGCUAUUCCAAGGCCAAAAUAUGGGGUGAAAAGUAUUUUAGUGGCAACUUCGAGAGAUUGGCUAAAGUGAAGAGUAAGGUGGAUCCCAGCAAUUUUUUCAGAAAUGAACAAAGUAUUCCAUCUUAUUCUACUAAUAUAUAG
This is a messenger RNA of Solanum tuberosum (potato), 381 nucleotides long. RefSeq names its product cannabidiolic acid synthase-like. The transcript has a single exon. The coding region runs from base 1 to 381 and encodes 126 amino acids. The record is from RefSeq and is a predicted model, not a curated record. Gene Ontology annotation, molecular function: flavin adenine dinucleotide binding; oxidoreductase activity. Lineage: Eukaryota; Viridiplantae; Streptophyta; Magnoliopsida; Solanales; Solanaceae.